AUGGUCAUUCCCUUGAUCAGGCUGCCGCUUGAGACGAGGAACACCUUGUACAGCACGGGCAACGCCGGCAAGCCGGGCACCAGCGGGAAGUUGGCGUGGAUAAUGUGGAGGAGGAUUUCCAGGGGGUCGGGAUUAUCGUUCGAGAGGCUGACGCCCCAGUCUUCGGACUCCGGCUUGGAUUCCCUGAACAAGCCCAAGAUCAUCGUUUUACAGAACAGAAAAGAGCGCCGACACGCGCUGGCGCAGACGCGGAACGACCGCUCGGGUUUCCCCGUAUGCAUCCCACCGCGGAGGACGAGGUCUCCGUCCGGGUCGAUUUGGAUCUUUUCGCUCGGGGAGACUGCUGAUUUGGGGUGA
Molecule: messenger RNA, 357 nt
Organism: Colletotrichum higginsianum IMI 349063
Lineage: Eukaryota; Fungi; Ascomycota; Sordariomycetes; Glomerellales; Glomerellaceae
Exons: 1
Coding region: 1-357 (118 amino acids)
Source: RefSeq, a predicted model, not a curated record